Messenger RNA from Tupaia belangeri chinensis (Chinese tree shrew), 2218 nucleotides. It is a transcript of the gene IL10RA, whose product is annotated as interleukin 10 receptor subunit alpha. The transcript is spliced from 7 exons. NCBI's taxonomy places the organism in Eukaryota, Metazoa, Chordata, Mammalia, Scandentia, Tupaiidae. Gene Ontology annotation, cellular component: plasma membrane. Gene Ontology annotation, molecular function: protein binding; interleukin-10 receptor activity. The record is from RefSeq and is a predicted model, not a curated record. Gene Ontology annotation, biological process: cytokine-mediated signaling pathway. Bases 34 to 1770 code for a protein of 578 amino acids.
GGUCCUGCCUCUGGACUAUGCGGCGCGCUCAGCAUGCUGCUGCGCCUAGGAGUGCUGCUGGCGGCGCUGCUCAGCCUGCUCCGAGGCCCCGGCGCGCACGGAACAGAAUUGCCUGGCCCUCCAUCUGUGUGGUUUAAAGCGGAAUUUUUCCACCACAUGCUGUACUGGACGCCCAUCCCAGAUCACUACAAAAACAUCUACUAUGAGGUGGCGGUCCAGAGGUACGGGAUGAAAAUCUGGAAGACCAUCCCCUACUGCAGCCGCACUCUGUCACUGUCCUGUGAUCUUACCAUGAUGACUCUGGACCUGUACCACAGUAAUGGUUACCGGGCCAAAGUCCGAGCAGGAGAUGGCAGCCGGCAGUCCAACUGGACGGCCCUGGGGAUCCGCUUCACUGUGGACGAAGUGACCCUGACAGUUGGCAGCGUGAAACUAGAGGUACACGAUGGCUCCAUCCUCGGGAUCAUCCAGCCCCCCAGGCCUCAGGUGGCCCCUGCAGGUGACACGUAUGAAAGCAUCUUCCAUCACUUUCGAGAAUAUCAGAUUGCUGUUCGCAAAGUGCCCGGGAACUAUACGUUUACCAGCAAAGUGAAACAAGAGAACUUCAGCCUCCCUGCCUCUGGAGAGGUGGGAAAGUUCUGUGUCAAGGUGAAACCCCUGGUGAGCUCCCGAGUCAACGAGGGGAGGUGGUCCCAGGAAGAGUGCAUCCUUGUCACCAAGCCAUAUUUCACUGUGACCAACCUGCUCCUGUUUGCCUCUGUCCUGCUGCUCUGUGGGGCCCUGGUCUACUACCUGGCCCUCCGGCUGUACGUGCGGCGCCGGGGGAAGCUGCCCACUGUCCUGGACUUCAAGAAGCCCAGUCCCUUCAUCCUCGCCAGCCAGCUGCCCUGCCCAGAGACCCCUGACACCAUCCAUCCACUUGAUGAGGAGGCCUUCUUGAAGGUGACCCCAGAGCUGAGGAGCCUGGACCUCCAUGGCAGCACAGACAGUGGCUUUGGAAGUGCCAAGCCAUCCCUGCAGACUGAAGAGCCCCCGUUCUUCCUGCCCGGCCCCCACCUCCAGGCUGGUGGGACUCUGGGGAAGAGGGAGCCCCCGGAGCUGGAAGACAACUGUAGGAGUGGCAGCAGCAACAGCACAGACAGCGGGAUCUGCUUACAGGAGCCCAGCCUGGGCCCCAGCACGGGGCCCACCUGGGAGCAGCACAUGGGCAGCAACAGCCGGGGCCAGGAUGACAGUGGUAUCAGCCUAGUUCAGAACUCUGAGGAGCAGCCUAGGGACACACAGGGUGGCUCAGCCUUAGGCCACGAUGCUCCCCUGGGACAGGAGGGGCCUGAGGAAGAAGACCCAGCUGUGAUGGCAUUCCAGGGCUACCUGAAGCAGACCAGAUGCACAGAGGAGAAGGCAACCAAGGCAGGCUGCCUGGAGGAAGAGCCCACCAUGACAGAUGACCUUGGCCCUAAAUUUAGGACGUGCCUGGAUUCAGAGGCAGGCUGGCCUCCACCAGCCCUGGCCAAGGGCUAUUUGAAGCAAGAUCCCUCAGGAAUGACUCUGGCUCCCUCAGGGGCCACAGUUGAACAGUGGGACCGACCAGCUGUGGAGUGUCCAUUCCUAGACUUGAGCAGCUGUGGUGAUCUGGGGACAUCCAGCUGGAACUUCGCCCAUGACCUUGCUCCUCUGGAGUGUGUGGCAGCCCCAGGAGGUCUCCUGAGCAACUUUGACGCAGACCUGGUCACCCUGCCACUGGUCUCCAGCCUGUGCCCAAAUGAGUGACCAGGCCAAUGGGCUGCUUUUGAUUCUGGCUGGGCACUCUCUUGACCUGCACCAGGAGGCAGCUUGGGGGUCAAGUGAAACCUGAGGCCAACCUGGGCACUUUCCAGCAAGCCUGUGGGGGCCAGGGCCGCCUGCAGUGCCCGGGGCAGGAGGAGGGCAUCUUGCAGGAGGAGGCAGGUUGUGUGGGUGGCUUUGCCCAGCUCUGCAGACGCUGGCAGGGUUCAGGGCAGGGAGGAGACCUCCCUCCUUGGGACUUCCAGUAUCGUUAUUCGCUCACAGGAACCGCAGAGUUUUCUGGAGUUGUGUGGUGAGGUCUGAGUCAGCUCAAGGGACCAGCAGUUAGUGUAAUGGCUAUGUUGCUGGACUACCAUGUAGUCGACCACAGUUCAAGUCCUGGACCUGGUGGCUUAAACUCACGCUGGGCGCAUGUGUGUGCCGUGCCCAAGAU